This is a messenger RNA of Glossina fuscipes, 1451 nucleotides long. RefSeq names its product SAM50-like protein CG7639. The record is from RefSeq and is a predicted model, not a curated record. Lineage: Eukaryota; Metazoa; Arthropoda; Insecta; Diptera; Glossinidae. Gene Ontology annotation, cellular component: outer membrane; SAM complex. Gene Ontology annotation, biological process: mitochondrial respiratory chain complex assembly; protein insertion into mitochondrial outer membrane.
GAGCCCUGAGAGAUAUUCAGUUGGCCUUUGAGGAUAAAAACGGUAAAAAUUUUGUUGUGUAAAGUAAAUAGGAAAUGGCGGCCGCCAAACCACCAACUACUCGAAAUAGAGAACAGCCUAAAUUUGAUUUAACUAAAAUAUCGGCGAGAGUAGAUCGUGUCAAUGUUAGCGGUUUGUUACGUACGCACAAUGAUUAUGUUAUGAAGGCCGCUCAAGGCCUGUUUAAAGCACGUAACUUCGAGGAGGUUAUGCUUGAAUCAAUGCAUGCUAAAUCCUAUUUACAUGAAUUGGGUAUAUUUAAAGAUGUUAGCGUCCACAUUGAUGUUAGCCGUGGCGAUACCGCCUCACCGGAUGGUUAUGAGGUUACUUUCAAAGGCAAAGAAUUGCCGCGUAUUCUUGGUUCCGUGGGUACAGAAAUUGGACAAAAUGAGGGUUCAUUACGCACCGAGUUAACAGUACCUAAUUUGCUUGGCCGCGGUGAAAGUAUAUCCUUGCAAGGCUCUUACAGUACUAAACGGGCUAAUGAUGUGCAAUUAAAAUUUUGGAAAUCGUAUUUUCAUACAAGAUUCAUGAAGAAUAGACCAGAAUUAUCCUUUUCCAUAUUUCGUCGUUUGGAUCGCGUCGAUAUUAGCCAUUUCCAAAAUACUAAUACGGGUCUGUUGACAGAACUUGCCGUUAAUACCGAUUAUCCUAUACCAUUAAGUCAUUCGGUGCAGUACGAAACCUCUAUACGUGAAUUAUCUUUAUUAGGCAGAACUGUUCCUAUGGCCAUACGUCAACAAUGUGGUCCCAAGUUAGCGUCUUUAGCCCGUUAUUCCUUGAUUUUCGAUCAACGUGAUAAUCCAGUUUUUCCUUCUAAUGGUAUUAUGCUAAAAGCAAUUAAUGAAUAUUGCGGCUUGGGCGGCAACAUUGCGUAUAUAAGCUCAUGUGUUCAUGGCGAAGUUAGUGUACCUUUGUUUAGCGGUAUAGUGGCCCAAGUAUGCGGGCGAGUAGGCGUAGUUAAGGAAACUAAAAAAACUGAUUAUUUACCUUUAAGUAAUCUGUACUUGUGCGGCGGCCCAUUAACAUUAAGAGGAUUUAAAUACGGCGGCGCUGGACCUGUUGUUGAUGGUACUCCAAUAGGAGCUGAGACAUACUGGUCGACUGGUUUUCUAUGGGCACCGUUACCUUAUCGCCAAGUGUUUAAAAGUUUCGCAAAUAAUUUCCGUACUCAUGUGUUCUACAAUGCUGGUAAUUUCAAUACAUUCUCGGUUGAUCAUAUGCGAACGUCGGUUGGCGUUGGUUUGGCAUUUAAAUUAGCGGAACGUGCGCGUAUAGAAUUAAAUUAUUGUAUACCAUUACGCACAUGUCCAAGCGAUAAGUUGAAUAAUGGGUUUCAAUUCGGAAUUGGUUAUGAAUUUGUUUAAGCUUAAAAGAAAAAAAAAACAAAAAAAAAGAAAAGGAAAAUUCUU